This is a messenger RNA of Rosa chinensis, 414 nucleotides long. RefSeq lists its product as uncharacterized. The transcript has 2 exons. Lineage: Eukaryota; Viridiplantae; Streptophyta; Magnoliopsida; Rosales; Rosaceae. Bases 1 to 381 code for a protein of 126 amino acids. Gene Ontology annotation, molecular function: fatty acyl-CoA hydrolase activity. The record is from RefSeq and is a predicted model, not a curated record.
AUGAAAAAGAAGGCGAAAGAGUCUCUGGAGCUGAGCCAGGACGAGUCAGAGGCCGCGUCGAGAAUCGUCGUUCCGGUUCAGCGACCCGGCGAGUCGAGCAUAUACAAUAUGUUCUCUCUUAGAGGCAUCCGAGUCGACCGAGCCCAACCCGGACUCGUCGUCUGUACUCUCAAGGUCCCUCCCCGCCUCACUGAUAGAGCUGGAAAUUUGGCCCAAGGUGCAAUUGCAAACCUUGUUGAUGUAGUUGGUGCUUCUGUAGCAUAUAUUCACGGUCUCCCUAUGAAUGUUUCCGUAGACAUAUCUGUCUCCUUCAUGUCAAAGGCAAAGCUUGAUGUAAGCAACCCUUCUUCGACAUAUACAGUGAUCCAUAGCAGCCACUGAAUUGUUGAUACACGUCUAACAGUCUUUCUUGAA